Xenopus tropicalis (tropical clawed frog) is the source of this 6295-nucleotide messenger RNA. The record is from RefSeq. Lineage: Eukaryota; Metazoa; Chordata; Amphibia; Anura; Pipidae.
GGUAUGUUUAAUAUAAUAAAACUUAAUCUCAUUUGUCCCCCUUAUUUCAAGGUAUUUACCUGAUGGGUUCCCUGCUUUUAUUGUCUCCAUAGAAAGAGGGUGCAUAGCCUUAGGGCAGCACAGAGAUACUUCUCCUGAAACAUGGCGCACCUAGGGUCUCGAAGGAGGAUGUCCCCUGGUUUGAGGACAAGGAUAGCUCACAGAAAGGCCCACAGAACCCCACCUUCGCCUCUCAUUGCGGAACCGGAUGAAAUGAUGGGGAAAGCUCAUGAACUUUUCCAGCUUUGUGACAAAGAAGAUAAGGGGUUAAUUACCAAACGAGAUCUGCAGCGGCUGCAGAAUGAGCUGCCCCUCACCCCAGAGCAAUUAGAAGCUGUGUUUGACAGCCUGGACCAAAGCAACAAUGGCUACCUCACUCCUGUGGAGUUCAGUAUGGGACUUGGGAAGUUACUAGGGGUAAAUCUUUCUCAUGAAGAAGAGAAGGAGAAUUCUAUGAUGGAGGAGACCUUUGAGUCUGGUUGGUCAGAUGGACCUGAUGAGGAGGACGAUGCAGAAGAGAUGCUGUUCAGUGCAACCAUGGAGCACCUUGGUGCAUCACGGAUAUUUCAGGAACACAAAGAAAUCCGAGAUUUGUGGAGCCGCCUCCGUAAAGAGCGCCCAGAGCUCUUAUCACAUUUUGAGGAAUUUCUCUAUCGGGUUUCCUCCUAUAUCCGGGAUGUGCAUCAUGAAAAAGACACUUUGGAGCAGGCUUUGAAAAGGAAGGAGACGGACCAUGGACGGGAGGUGAGAUGUUUGUAUGAGGAGAUGGAGCAGCAGAUCAAAAUAGAGCGAGAGCGGCUUCUUAAAAAGGUACUGAUCAAGGGUGAUCAUGGACUGAAAAACUAUUCACACCUUAUUAUGUCUAAAGUAUAGCAGUGUCUCCAAGCAAUGUGGAAUGAGCCAGCUGGGAUACAAGGAAACCUCCCAGUGGGCCCAGGUGUCAGUGGGCCCUCCUGCUCAGUUACCCAUUUGCUUGUAUGCCUAAACCAUGGCCAUUCCACAUUUCUAAAUGAGAAUAAAGAGAAGCAAUGGAGGACAGCAUAGAUGAUAGUAUGUCAAGAGAAGUGAUUAAGAGAAUAAGGAAAGCGAGUGAACAUAGUAGGAAAAAUAGUUUGUAGGGUGGGCCUGUGGUCUGAGGAUUUUCAGUGGACCCAACACUAUCCUCAAAGUAAAUUGCAAAGGUGCUCCGGGGAACACUCCGCAUAUUUAUAUUCAAUUGUUUACCAGCCUUUUGUUCCCAUCUUAUGAAACCUGCACUUAUAUAAGUCUCGCCAUGCAGAAUAAGUGGUGCCCAUAUGUUUACUGAACAGUAAUAGGAAAAUAUAUUCUUUUUAUUUGGCUGCGAGAAAAUUGGCCAUCUAGGAAAGGAAAAUAAAUAUUCUGUUGCUAUGUUCUCAAUCAUUCCUGGCAGUACUGCCUUGUUUCACACUACAGUGCAGCUGUACAUUGUUAACUAAAUGCAUUAUAAGUACCCUCUGCUAAUUUACCUUGGUGUGUUGUAAAGCAAGGUACAUAAUCAAAAGCUUUUCCUGCUCUGUACUAUAUACAUACAUACAUACAUACAUACAUACAUACAUACAUAUAUGUGUAUAUAUAUAUAUGAAAAAAAGGGAAAGUUGUGCUCAACCACUAAAUUUUAAACCAUUAGGCAGGGGUGCAAUGAGGUUGUGACCACGAAAUACAUAGAAACAAUCGCAUAAGUCAGUGUAGGAACUGGUCAAAAGGGAUGACUUUGACGCAGUUGGCCAGCUUGAAGUAUAUUGCAAUAUAUGGACAAACAAUCCCUGUUUUGCUUAAAGGGAAGGGCAUUUCUUAGUAGCUUAAAUGCACCGAAUGACUUAAUGUUCUAUAUAUUUUUUCUUUAAAAUAAAAUGAGUUUAGAAGACACAAAUUAAUAUGAGGCACACCUUUGUAUGAUCAAUAGGGACUACUUUUAUUUUAGGUUCAGCCCUAGAAGAGGGGCCUAUUAUGCCAAGGCCGGAGCUUGGGUAUAUCCCUGACUGAUUACAUAGCCUGUGUGGUAUUUGCUCUGUCAUCCAGAGUGUGCCAUCCAGUGUGCCACCCAGCAAUAAAAGACAUAACUGUGCAAAUAUUACAGGGAAUGGAAUUCUCAUGGUGAAUACUGGAUGUAUGUGCUUAUUGGCAAGCUAAAGUGGUUCUGCUUGCUUUGAUGCAUGGGCCUGGGAAUACUAUCUGUAUAGAGAAACACAAAGUAUACACAGUACCAUACAUAAAAUAAUUUAGGAAUCGGAUGGAUUUACAUUGGAAUCCUACAAAAAAGCUUUUAGUAGUUAUGACUGGGUAAGAUUUUUUUCCCAAAUAAAGAAUAUACUUUACACUCAUUGCCCACUUUCAGGAUGCCUCCAGGGAACACGACAGACACACAGUGCUGCAGAGGGAUCUUGUCAGAAAGGAGCAGGAGCUAGAGGGCAUUGUCCUACGGCAGAAACAGGUACAGUACAAACCUAUUGUGUUACUUAGGGACUGGUGUGAAAAAUGGUCUGCGCUGGUACAGCUGACAUGUGAUAUGGAUUAUAUUGUAACUGAGAGAUAUCAGUGGUUGCUUGGAGUUUUAGUGUUGUACACCAGUUUUCAUCCUUGUGCAACUGAUGAAGUGGCUUCACUUCCUAUUCUGUUGUAUUUGACCGCUUCUGUAUACCACCUUCUGUUGAUAUAAGGCACAGAACCAGAUCAGCACACCAGUUUGCUUAUUGGCAUCUAUGGGCUUGGCACUGUGGGAGAUGAGCAGACUGAAAGGGAAGCAUUGAGAAACAGAUGAGAAACAGAGCCAUAUCUUAAGUUACCAUAAAGGAAACAGAGCUGCUGCCUGUCACGGUGAAUUUAAGGGAAACUGUAUUAUCAUUUUACACAUUAUUCAGUUCUCGCCUCCACUGAUCUGUAAGAGGUGGUGAACUGACUACUUUUUAACACAGAAGUAUUGAACUUAAUUGUUGGAUAAGCCAUUUCCAAGGGAAUUAUAUAAGGCAAACUUCACCUUCAGCAACAAGUGCCUAUUGUGACUCCCCAGGAACAGACAUAAACAGCCAGGAGGCUUCAGUUAUGACCGCAGUUGCGGAGGCACAAAAUGGAUGCAGUCAUUCAUUCAUUAGAGAUACUUGCCUGUUGAGCUUCCCUAAAGUUGCUGUAAGCGCUAGUGUGUCUGUUCCACCUCUUGUUCUGAAUCGUAUUGAUACAGGGGAUUCCCAGAGCUAUUAACACCUUUAAGCUGGAGAGAAUUGAAGGGUUCCCUCUGCAGGCUGCACACAGUGAAUAAUUCACAAACGUCAUAUUAACGCUGAGUGAUGCAAUUAAUACUUUGACUGCAGUUUUGUCUGAUUUGUCAAAACACACAGCUGUAUUUGUGUUCUAUUUGAUGCAUCAGAACUGAACUUGGCUUGCCACUUCACUUGUGUUUGGUGCCCAUUGGAGACUAGUUAUGUGGCAAACUUUGCACCUUUUAUUGCAUAACCCCUGUUAGUCUGUUUCUCUAAUCACCAGUGUGAUCACAUUUAACUGUCCUUGACUUUGCCAUUGAGAUUGAUUUUGUAUAAGAGCACUUUAUAAACUGAAUAUUGCUUUAAAUGCACUACUAGUUGCCCAUGGCCCAAACAUUAUGGUUUGAUGAAGUGAUAGUGGGCCAUAUCCCUAAGGACAGCUGACAUUUUAGGGCAGAAUAGUAAAAUCCUAGAAACUGUCUUGGCAUAUCCUGAACUGGAUCAUUGCCUCCUUGGUGAUCUGGUGCCAGGUGAGUUGUAUUUGGGAGCACAAACUUAAUGGGACAUUAGUGUAAAAUCUCCAUUGUUGAGUUGUCCUAAACCUUAGCCAAACAGUUGGUGUCAGGGCAUGUGAUAAGAACACACCUUACAAGGAUCAGGACAUUGAUAUAAGAGCAGUAAAUAUGUCCUGUAUCCCAUCUUAUCUUUAUCAUCUCCAUCGCUAAUCUGUCCUUGACAGGAUUAGUAUGUUCAGAUCUAGAUAAACCUGCGUGAGAUAUCUGAUUUGUCUGUGAUAGUGAUCUGAGCAAAAUCUCCCUUUGCACAUCUCUUGUAUACACCCACGGGCCAUAGUACAAGUAUCCGGAACAGCCUGCAGUACUGAUCACCCAGCCCCUGCAUUCUCAAUAGCAUACCAGUGGGGCCCUGGACCAUGGUAACCACCCUAUGAAUGCCUCCUUUCUAUCAGUAGCUUAGAAUUCCUGAUGCCUUUGUGACCCAGGGCUGGCACGGACACACAAGUCAUUGUGCAAUCAUACAACAGGUGAUAUAGCUACUCAUUAUUCAACAGACUCACACACUGUUAAUGUUUUACUGUAAAUAAGCAUCUGUUAGGCUGUAAGGGAGGGACGGCUCGCUCAGGACACCGAUUACUGCUUGCUAGGUUUCCAUUUUUAAUGGUGGGGAUGGCUGUAUAAGCAAGGUGGUUUGUACUUACAUUUAUUCAGCUGCCUCAGUCUGUGAUGCACAGGAGAUUUGACAAAUUCUGAGGUUUUGUGCGAGGACAAUGGACCACCUAGUGCCCAGCAGAGAAACUAAUAUUAAGUAAGGCUCUAAUUAAUAUAUGAUUGGUAGAAUAGGUCAACUUAUCAAUGUUUGAGGGCACUAAAGUGAAUUUGCUGUGGGGCCCAGUAACAUUUAACAUCUAGGGCCCAAACUCAAAGCAGUUACUUGUAGAGAGUGCUAAAUGUUGUAAAGGUUACAUAGUCCAAUAGUGGAAGUAAAGAAGAACUGAUAGGAACCAGAGGUGAAUCUAAGGGUAGGAAGGCGAGACGUGUGCAUUGGGCGCAGCAGUGGUAGAGGUGUGAAUGAUGGGGAAGGGUUAGAAGAGGACCAUGAGCAGUCAUGUGGACCAAGGGAGUGAGAACUGAGCCAUACUCAGUACUGGCCAUACUCAGUAUUUCAGAGGAAUGACCCUGCUGAAGAAGGGUCACCCCCCAAAUGUUUCGAUUUCUGCAGAAGCCAGUGCAGUCAGUACCGUGAAUGCUGCUACUGUGUUGUAUUUUACUCCCACGAGUCAGGACUCACAAUGCAGAUCCUCUGGUACUCUAGCAGGCCAGCCAGACUUUCUGAUUUCAGAAAGCAGAGGAACCAAUGAGAAUUAACAUGAGGCAGGGACCAGUCCACACUCACCAGUACACCCUGGCCUUUCCACUCUGUUCCUCCUGGUGCACAGUAUUUGGAGAGACUUUGGCACUCUACCACAUUCCAAACUGCACAAAAAUACUGGAACAGCAGGACUUAUUUAAGCGGGAUAAACCCUGCUGAUUUUUUAUAGUAGCAAACCAUGUGCAGUAGGGACCAUCCAUAUGCUAGAACCGCUCUGCGCUGCAGAAUAUCUCCUUGUCGGAUAAGGGCCUUUAAAGUAGCUGAGAGACACUGCAUAGCAUUGCUAACAUCUUGGCUAAUAUGAUAUAAUGUCCCUUGGCACAGCUUGAACACCAACUGCAGGCACUGAACAAUGAACAGCUACAGACACGGGUUCAAAAUGACCAAUUAAGGCAACUUAAUGAUGACCUUGUGGAGCAGCUGGAGAGGACCAAGGGGGACCUGGAGAGAUCGCAUGAAAACUUGGAGAGAUUGAAAAGACAGGAGCAGGAGGGGGAAGAAUGCAAGAAAAGGGAUGCCUUUAAAGUCUCCAGGAACAUGCAGAAAGAGAAACAGAGCCUCCUGCGACAACUUGAGCUUCUCAGAGACAUUAACAAGAAGUUACGGGAUGAAAAGGACGUGUUUGAAGCAACAAAGUUAAAUACAUUAAGGCAAUCCCUUACAGACCCCAUACCCCUACCCGGCUGCUGCUGCUGUUCUCCCCAUUACUCUUCACGUCUUUCUUGUCAUUCAUGUCAUUGAUGGGGCCCAGCCCUUCAGUCUGUAUAUAAAGAUUUGUAGUAUAUUUCACAUUUUUAUUUGAGGGAUCUUUAAGCUGAGUGUGCUGUGCUACUAUCCUGCUGCUUCCAACAUGCCCUGACAGCUGAUUGAUAGGGGGUGCUGGGAAAUUGAGAAGCAAAAGCCACACAGCAUGAAGAUCUGUGUGCUAUUUAGAAGUGUAUGUAUAUAUAAAUAUGUAUAUAGGUUUUGUGUGCGCUCAUGCAUUCACUAUAACAGUGCAUGUGUGUGUGUAUGUGUGUCUGGCUGCAUGGGUGUGUAUGACUGUGGCAAGUGCAGAAAACUGAGUGAUCGAAAUGUGUGAGAUAUACAGUCUGAAAUGACUAAAUUCAACACAAAGUCUAUAUUUAUAAUAAAUUGUGGCUGUUGUGAAUUAA